AUGGAUCCUCUGUUAGAAGCAAACAGCACCUUUGCCUUAAACCUUCUGAAAACGCUGGGUGAAGACAGUUCAAGAAAUGUGUUUUACUCACCCAUCAGCAUCUCCUCGGCCCUGGCCAUGGUCCUUUUGGGGGCAAAGGGAACCACCACAGUCCAGAUGGCUCAGGUACAUUCUUUAAAUAAAAGCAGCAGCACUGGAGGUGCAGAUAUCCACAGAGGUUUCCAGUCCCUUCUCACUGAAGUGAACAAGACAGACACAGGGUGCUUGCUUAGAACAGCCAACGGGCUUUUUGCAGAAAAGUCUUAUGAUUUCCUCUCAUCUUUUAAAGAUUCCUGUCAGAAAUUCUACCAAGCACAGAUGGAAGAGCUUGACUUUCUGAAUGCUACCAAGGAGUCCAGAAAACACAUAAACAUCUGGGUAGCUAAAGAUACAGAAGAUAAAAUUACAGAGUUGCUGUCUCCAGGUUCAUUGAAUACAAACACUAAACUGGUUCUUGUGAAUGCCAUCUACUUCAAAGGAAACUGGGAUAAACAGUUUGACAAAGAGCUCACCAAGGAGAGACCAUUUAAAGUCAGCAAGGUGAAUGUUGCAUAGUAACAAAGGAGAUUC
This is a messenger RNA of Marmota monax (woodchuck), 609 nucleotides long. Its product is annotated as serpin B6-like. Gene Ontology annotation, biological process: negative regulation of endopeptidase activity. The record is from RefSeq and is a predicted model, not a curated record. Gene Ontology annotation, cellular component: cytoplasm. Gene Ontology annotation, molecular function: serine-type endopeptidase inhibitor activity. The transcript has 4 exons. Bases 1 to 594 code for a protein of 197 amino acids. Lineage: Eukaryota; Metazoa; Chordata; Mammalia; Rodentia; Sciuridae.